CAGGUGGAAACUUCGUGAUCUGCUCCACCGUCCUUACCUGGGCAACUGGUCCCUCAACGCUGCCCACAUCUGGGGCUGUCCCUCCUGCGCGUUGUCGUCCAGAGCUUCCGCAUCGCUGGGCCCAGCGCUUGGAAGACUGUCGGCCGUUGAGUACCGUCGUUCGGCGAGAGGUCAGGACUAUCAAUUCAGUAACUUUACUUUGAACUUGCACAAGUCCUUGGACAUUUCCAGAGCGGUUUCCUAUACGAAUGUCACAGUGCUCAUGGCCUACCCUUAUUCAGGGUCAAGGACUGUUACUCUGAUGAUGGAAGCGAUCUCUGGGAAGCCUGUGUACAGUCUCUACAAUCUUUGGUAUUUGCGGAGCGGAUGGUGCAAGUUCGUUCAGCCCUUCGGACUGUUGAGCCACGUGGACUGUACAGAUGAGCCAUCGGUGGUGCGACAUCAUUCCAUGGAAUUUUCUGCAAGUGUUCAUCCAGAUUUGGCCUAUGGAUAUGUCCUAAUCCUGUGUGACUAUGGCGACCAUCUUGCCGGCAUGUCUCUUUUGACCGAGGGCGUCGAUGUUGAGGAGUUUUUGCAGCAGUAUAUCUCCAUCGUCGUGUUCUAUGAUCGGUGGUUGGAGAGGAAGCUCUUGAUCUUCUAUGAUCAUCUAGUGAAAAAGCCGGCACGUGUUGGCAAACAGCUGAGCUGGUACUGGCGCAUGAAUGCCACCUGGUGGACGCCAACUUAUCAACGUGUUCUCGAGGAGAAGAUGUCCCAACUGCCCAGCCUGAAUGAUCGGACCAUCUUCGGUGAGCAGCGGCGCAGCGCCAAGACCAAGAAAGCCGCCGAUGGAGCCGAUGAGGCCGAUGAGGCCGAUGGAGCCGAUGAGGCCGAUGAGGCCGAUGAGGCCGAUGAAGCCGAUGAGGCCGAUGCAGACAAAAAAGCUUCUCGUGAGAAGCGUAUCCGGGAACUGGCGGAGCUUUCGGACCAAGAGCGUUCGCACUAUUUCUUUUCGUAUGCAGCAGCAGCUGACUGCGUGGAAUGCACAAAAUACUGGCUGCAACAAGGUGCAGACACCACAAGAGGCACCAAACAUAUGAAGUACACAGCCAAGGACUGGGCUGAGUGGUCUUCAGCAUCCAAUGUCUUGCAAAUUCUGGAGUCGUGGGAACGAGCAGAUGCCGCGGGGCCUGACGAGCACAUGUCUUCUGAUGGGCAAGAUGCGACGGAGGAUUCAGAUACAUUGACAUCUAAUGAUUUGUUCCAGGACGCAACUGACUUUUCAUUCUGGAGGAAUGCGAUGUCAGAGAAUUGGAAGGUGACGCAGGAAUGGUGCGAUGUGAGAUCUAUUAUAGUUCCAAUGGCCAUUGCGCUGGUCAAUCCAGCCGACAGUCCCGAGCGCAUGUAUCACUGGGGCUUGCGUCAAUACUUGCAGUUCGCGUUUCUUUGCGGUGAUUCUGCUGGAGAAAAAAAACACAGCUUGGAAAAGAUUAAGAGCCUUGUGUGGCAAAGGGAGCAAGAUCAAGUUCGCAGGACGAUUCAGUUUGUCAAAGCUGUUCAUGACGAUGGAGAUCUUCAGUACACUUCAUUAAUACACAUUCUGAAAGGUGAUAUUUGCUUCAAACCAUCCGAGGACACGGAUGCUACUCGAGACAAAGCAGUUUUGGUCUAUACUAUGCUCAGCAGAAAAAAGGAACUUGCGGACACCGAAGAUUGUCACAUGCUCACCGAGAUUCCUGUCAGAGACUGGGAACACUGUGAUGCAGUACCCUCGACACUGAGCGCUUUGAUUGGCGUUGUGGUGCCAGGUCAACUUCGCAAGGUUGAAACGGUCUUCGUGGUCUCAGACUUGCAGAUCUUAGGCAUCUCGUCAGUGAAAAGCGAAACGGAUGAGUGGCUUAUCGCUUCCUGCGUGCGAUGCAAGAGGGCCAGUCCUUGUUCGCAACAUCCUGACGGAAACACAGAAAAGCGUCUGGCGGUCAGAUUGACGUUGGCCGAUGGCAACAGUCAGUGUACCGUGAUGCUGUAUCACGAGUUACUGCUGAAGGCAGCAGCGCUUAUGGAAGUGACUCUGCCAGACUUGCCGAUGUUAAAUGUAGACCGAUAG
Messenger RNA from Cladocopium goreaui, 2086 nucleotides. The record is from the annotation of a GenBank genome assembly. NCBI's taxonomy places the organism in Eukaryota, Dinophyceae, Suessiales, Symbiodiniaceae.